Molecule: messenger RNA, 4697 nt
Organism: Salvelinus fontinalis (brook trout)
Lineage: Eukaryota; Metazoa; Chordata; Actinopteri; Salmoniformes; Salmonidae
Gene: fibcd1a
Product: fibrinogen C domain containing 1a
Exons: 7
Coding region: 736-2130 (464 amino acids)
Source: RefSeq, a predicted model, not a curated record
ACACACACACACACACACACACACAUAGCCUCUCUCACAGUUGCGUAGUUAAAUAAAGGUAAAAUAAAAAAUACACGCAUACACGCGCGCGGACUCGCACGGCGAAGGGGAAUCACUGAAGCUUGGAUUUCACGUCGAGACGCUCUUGCCCAAUGCAAUAUGUUGCUAAUCUGACUGUGCGUUGAAUCAUAUCAGAGAGCCGCUUCAUGUUUAUCAACGUCAACCAGGGAAACCAGAGGCGGUUUUAUCUCUUGCCCGAGCUCUCUCACUUUUUAACAAGGACGUACAUAGCCCACGCGUAAAACCUCGACAGGACACGUGUAAUUUUGAGUCAGAACGGAGGAAAUAGAAGCAGGUUUUCUUCUAGGUUCUGAAUAACGCGGGUGAAGUUUUGAUUCAUUAGAAUCUGCAACGCAUCGAACGCUUACUAUCAAAGUGCAUGUGUGUUUUUUAGUAACAAGAAGGAACGUUAUAGCAUUUCCUAACUGCGAAAAUUCAAAGCAACUAUUCUUUGCAAGGGGUUCUACAAGUAUGUAUGAUAUCAACAUGUUUGUACUACUAGAUUCCCAUCUGGACCUCCUUUAGAAUUGUAGAGAUCUGUGCAGUGAUUGAAGUAGUUUUUAUGUGUAAACCUUUUCCCCUUCUUAUUGGAAUAGUUCAAACAACAUAGACCCUCUGGUUGACACUUUUCCUUUACCAAUGAUGUCAAAUCUCGGAUUUUAAGAAUUUCAGAGAAUGGUAAAUGAUCGAUGGAAAAUCAUGAACAGUGUUUCAGAACUCGAAGAUGGACAUCAGCAUAAAUCUCAGAGGAUGGGCUGUAGCUACUUCCUGUGUACCAUCAUGCUCUUCGUGGCCGUCCUCCUGGCCGUCACGGCAACGGGUACCAUCCUCUUCAUGAACCACUACCAAGCCCCACCCCCCGGCACUAACAACGGCCCCCCACUCAUCUCCACCAACCAGGAUGAGGGCAACGCCCUGGUGACGGUCGAGCGAGGCGACGGCUCACGCAUCAACAUUUUCAUCGACCCCAACUGCCCCGACUACAACAACAACUUCCUGCGGCUGGAGGGUGUGCAGACUUCGCUGCUCCACUCGCUGACCGACCACGACACAAGCCUAAAGUCAGUGAAGGGCCAGGACCGAGCCUUGCUGGUGAAGUUGGCUGAGGAGGUGGCCAAGCUCUCGGCCCAUGCCAGCCAGCUCAGGUUGGAGUACGAAUCUCUGAGGCGAGGCCAGGGGAACCUGGGACAAGAGCUCAACACUCUGCAAACGGAGCAAGGUCGACUUAUCCAGCUGCUGUCUGAGAGCCAGAUCAACAUGGUGAAGGUGAUGAACUCAGUGAACGAUGCUCUCAACUCCAUGCAGAAGGAGACAGGGAACCUGAAGAGCAAGUUCAAAGCAGACCUCCAGAGAGCACCUGUUCGCAGUGCCCGGCCCAAAGGCUGCUCCAAUGGCUCCAGACCUCGGGACUGCAGCGAUAUCUACGCAAGUGGUCAGCGGGAGGAUGGGAUCUACUCUGUCUUUCCCAUGCACUACCCUGCUGGCUUCCAGGUCUUCUGUGACAUGACAACGGACGGAGGAGGAUGGACGGUCAUUCAGCGCAGAGAGGACGGCGCAGUGAACUUCUUCCGAGCAUGGGACGCAUACCGUGACGGCUUCGGCAAGAUCACAGGGGAGCACUGGCUUGGUUUGAAGAGGAUGCAUGCCUUGACCAUCCAAGCCAACUACGAGCUGCGAAUUGACCUGGAGGACUUUGAGAACAGCACAGCUUUCGCCCAGUACGGAGCCUUUGGAGUGGGACUGUUCUCUGUUGACCCGAAUGAGGAUGGCUACCCGCUGACUAUUGCUGACUACUCAGGCACUGCAGGUGACUCAAUGCUCAAACACAAUGGGAUGAAAUUCACCACCAAGGACCAAGAUAACGAUCACUCAGAGAACAACUGUGCCUCCUUCUACCACGGCGCCUGGUGGUACCGCAACUGCCACACGUCCAACCUGAACGGACAGUACCUGCGUGGGCAGCACACCUCCUACGCCGACGGCAUCGAGUGGUCCUCCUGGACGGGUUGGCAGUACUCCCUCAAAUUCGCAGAGAUGAAGAUUAGGGCCACGAGAGAGGAGAACAAAUGAGAUGGAAACAAUACUACGAGAAACCAUAGACUAAUGGACUUUAAAGACACUCAGCCUGCCGAGAAUCAGAAUGAGGACUAUGCUCGUACUGUAACCCCUGUCCAAAAACAUUCUCAUCCCCUCUUGUGGUGUUGUGUUGAAGCCUCCAAGGUUUUGUAACCUUUUGCAAUCUCUCGCUGAUCUGAUCAUGUUUGUAAUAAUUAUGUCAAAAUAAUGCAGGUAAUGUCAAAACUACAGUAUCAUUGUGGAAUUUUGAAAUAUGAAAUGUUAGGAUUUCUCUCAUUCCCUUAAAUUAAUAGAAUUUCUUACAGUUUAUUUUGGCUGUCCCUGUUACUUGUAUAUACAGUUAUCUUUGCAUCUGACAGCAUCCUGAGUUCUCCUAAGUGUUACAAAACUCCUAGUUAAUCCCUAGCUCCUGGUUGACCCCUAGCUCCUGGUUGACCACUAGCUCCUAGUUGACCACUAGCUCCUGGUUGACCACUAGCUCCUGGUUGACCCCUAGCUCCUGGUUGACCCCUAGCUCCAGGUUGACCCAUAGCUCCUGGUUAACCCCUAGCUCCAGGUUGACCCAUAGCUCCUGGUUAACCCCUAGCUCCUGGUUGACCCCUAGCUCCUGGUUGACCCCUAGCUCAGGUUGACCCAUAGCUCCUGGUUGACCCCUAGCUCCUGGUUGACCCCUAGCUUCUGAUUGACGCCUAGCUCCUGGUUAACCUCUAGCUAAUGGUUGACCCCUAGCUCCCGGUUAAACCCUAGACAUACCUUGUGAUCAUGUGUUAGUCCUGUGCCCAGUAAGACACAUUCAUGACAAAGACAUUAUAUCAGUCAGACAGUGGUUUUCAAGCCAAUCACUUCAUAAAUGGCAGCCUCGUUUUUUAUGUAACAUUUUCAAAAGACAUUGACCACACAAGACUGGCUUUGAGUGGCAUGCGUGUGUGACCUGUGACAGAGGUAGUAGAGAGAAUGAAGAGCAUAGGUGAGGGGGCUCGGCCAGCUGGCUGGGCCAAUUAUGAUCAGAGGCCUGUAUCUGUGUAGACUUCCAGUUGGUGGUGGAAACCUUCCCAGACAGUAGCUACUAGCCUAUAAGUUCAGCUCCUUGUCAUGUGGAGGCUUCCCUGUCUCUCACUUUCUCUCCCUUACUUUACAAUCACUGAGAGACAAGUCUGUUCACUGAUAUGCUGUCUUGACUCAACUCAAAUCAGUUGUUUCAGUAUACUGGUUUUUGGCUGCAUUUACACAGGCAGCUCAAUUCAUUAAUCAGAUCAGCUCUGAAAAAGAUUUGAUGUGAAAAGAUCUGAUGUGAUUGGUCAAAAGACCAAGGAGUGUAAAAAAAGAUCAGAAUGUGGCUAUCUGUGUAAACACAGCCUUCUAGUCUCAGUCCUCUUCAGUGAUGCGUCUGUACAGGAGGUGGUUAAGAAGUAAGGCAAACCGUGUUCUUUAGUCAAUACCAAAUAUUGAGAUUCCCUUACGGGCACCCACAGUAGAAAAAAAACAUAUCCAAAACGCAUUAUUUGUGUCAUAAUACAAUGACUUCUGGCAACUCAUUCCCCACAAAAAGCAGCCAUUUGGCCAGGCAUUGAAUGGCAUUGUGUCACUGGUACAGUAGGACUGUACAGUGUGUCUUUCUCCUUCUUUACAGUGACUUGACAUUGCUUUCGAUGCCUUUGUGGCAGCAGACAAUUGUACAUCUGUGUGGUGCCUCCUCAGCUGUAAAAGUCAGAAUGACAACAUGUCAGGUAGGCUAGCGGCAGGUAGGUAGCCUAUAAGACUGUUGAGCAAGUUACCGAAGGUAACCGAAGCCUAGUUGAAAGAUAAGUUGUUGUGAUCUUGAGCAAGGCACUUAACCCUAAUUGCUUCUGUAAGUUGCUCUGGAUAAAAGUGUCUGCUAAAUUACUAAAAUGUAAAAAUGUGUUGUUACAAAGUUGUAGUAGCACAUUGAGGCUCACAACUUGGAGUCUUGAGAUGACAUUAUGUGGUAGGUACAGUAUGUGUUUACUGGGAAUGUGGUGGUCUUCUAUGAAUUCUGAAUUAUGUUGCAGCCAUUGUUUAUUUACUGUAAUCAUGUAUUUAUUUAUUUCCUUAUUUAACCUCUGUUUGUUUUGUCAUGAUGUGGCUAAUGUUUCCGUUUAAAGGUUGAGUGAAAACAUAUCUUAUUAACCUCACCAAUAUGUGAUAGGUAGAGAGAUCUGUCUAAGUUUGGCUGAAGCUCAAAAGAUGGAAUCCGCAGUAAGGGAAACUGCGCAACUGUCUGCCCAACGGCCGUUGUUAUUGUUUUGUUCAUGAAGCAGGACAGAGAUGUCCGUGGCGGAAAAAAACAGUGUUUGUUGUUUACAGUAACUUCUUUGUUGUUGUAAUAUUGCAAUCUAACGUGGCAGUUUAACCAAUAAGGAUUCCAGCUUGAAGGUAAGAUUUUAAUGUUGAUAUUAUUUUGAAUCUGUUUAUAAUGGUCUGCUGUUGUUAUAAAAGAUCCCUCAGUCCAAUAUGAGCACUUUAAAAGCAGAUACGUUGCGAUUGACACACAGUAUAAUUUGUAUGUUUUUGUCUCAAAAGGAAUAAAAAACUAAACCAUU